AUGAAUGAUGGUAGAGAUCAUAAAAACCAUAAAACCAUCAAUGUAAUAACGAUAUUAUUAAUUGGAGUUACAGGAGGUGGAAAAUCAACUUUAGCAAAUUUAAUCAUUGGCUCUGAAGAUUACGGUUUGACACCGUGGGAAUUGGAGACUAGAAUGUCACCAAAAGGCGUACUAACUAAAUUAGCCAUCGCUGCUGAAGUUAUUAAAUACGAGAUUAAUCAGAUUUUAUUUGUUAGUAAUGGAAGAUUUACCGAUAUAGAAAUAGAUGCGUUUGAAACGUUAGAAUCAGUUGUUUUUGAUAAGAGUAUUUUUGAGUAUACUACUAUUGUUAGGACGAAUUUUCCUGAUUUCAAAGAUGAUGCUGAAUGUGAAAAAGAUUAUCAAGCUAUGAUUUCUAAAAAUGAUAAACUUUCUCUAUUUGUUAAAUCAUGCAAAAAUGUUAUUCAUAUAGAUAAUCCACCAAUAACACAUCGCACUAGACAAGUUGCAGAAGGUAUCAAAGAAGAAUCAAGGAAAAAUUAUUAA
Messenger RNA from Entrophospora candida, 525 nucleotides. Lineage: Eukaryota; Fungi; Glomeromycota; Glomeromycetes; Entrophosporales; Entrophosporaceae. The record is from the annotation of a GenBank genome assembly.